UCACCCGCCAUGCCCGCUCCUUCAACCACCCUCCUGAUCGAGGGUUCCUUCUCCGAACUCGCCGAGGAAUUUGCUGCGUACCUCGAUGCCCUCAACAAGCCCGACGAUACCACCGUUCAGACCGAGGUCGCCCCGCUGCUGCAACCCCUCCGCGAGCAGGAACAGAAUGAUACCCAGCUUGAUCAGAGCAAGCGGGAUGAGGUGCUGAAGAAGCUGGUCUCGGCCGCCACUGUGCUCAACACGGCGCCGGAGAAGGAGAUUACACCCGCUUACAACCUCCUGAUCCACCUCGUCCAGCAGGCCUCCGACCCUGACAUGUUCCUCUCUCGCAUCUGCUCAUACCUCGCCAAGCCCAUCCCCUCCUCUCCUCAGUUCGGUGCCUCUCUUUCCAUCGCCAUCCUGUCCACCAUCUUCAACACACUCGCCCCUACCGACUCCAGCCGAUUCCACGUUCUCUUGGCCAUUGUCACCGUGAUCCGCCAGUCUGGCUCCUCUGCGGCUUUUGAUGCUCUGAAGCCCCAGUUGACUGCACAGCUGCCCAACUGGCGCUCCACCUGGGAACUUGACGAUGAGGAGGCCCGCCGUCUGCAUCUGGCCAUCGCUGACGCCGCCCAGGCGGCCGGCGACCUCGAUUGGGCUCAGACUCACGUUGUCGAUGCUCUCCAGACCAUUCCUCCGGCCGAAGCCUCAUCCCCUGCAGCACGCGACCUUGCCGUGCGUGCUCUGACCUCAGCGCUCACCCACCCGGCCGUCUUCGACUUCACCCCGUUAACCGCCGCCGAUGCCGUUCAGGCCUUGCGAUCUAGCGACGCACCCCUCUUCGAGCUGCUUGAGAUUUUCACCGCUGAUACCCUUGAUGCCUACGAGGAUUUCAUCUCCGCCACCCCUGUCGAAAACAUCCUCCCUGACAACGCCUUGGCCCCCCAUGCCGAAGCUCUGCAGACCAAGAUCCGUCUACUCACUCUGGCAUCUCUUGCCGCGGCCGCCACAACCACAACAGGUCCGUCCGCGCGCUCUCUGUCAUACGAGACUAUUGCGUCCGCCCUUCGCGUGCCGCAGGAGGAAGUUGAAAAGUGGGUCAUUGACACCAUCCGUGCUGGUCUGGUUGAGGGCAAGCUUUCUCAAUUGCGUUCUGAGUUUUUGGUCCAUCGUGCCACCUACCGUGUGUUCGGUGAGAAGCAGUGGGCCGAAGUCCAGGGUCGUCUUAUGGUGUGGCGACGAAGCCUGGAGAACGUCCUUGGUGUCAUUCGCAGCGAGCGUGAGCGAUUUGUACGGGAAGCUGCUGCUGCUGCGGCUGCGGCUGCUGCAGAGGGUGAGAAGGGAGAUAAGAAUAACAAGGGACCGUCUGAGCGUCGACGUGCUCCUCAGGAGAUAGCUGCCGCGGAGUAGACGCAACAAACAAAAAACUGAUGAGAUAAAAUGUAAUGACUAUUCAAGUUCAUUGGUUCUAGAUUUGCUGAAUAAACACCGGAUUCGAAGUUC
Molecule: messenger RNA, 1482 nt
Organism: Aspergillus nidulans FGSC A4
Lineage: Eukaryota; Fungi; Ascomycota; Eurotiomycetes; Eurotiales; Aspergillaceae
Product: PCI domain protein
Exons: 2
Coding region: 10-1389 (459 amino acids)
Biological process (GO): cytoplasmic translational initiation; formation of cytoplasmic translation initiation complex
Cellular component (GO): eukaryotic translation initiation factor 3 complex; cytoplasm; eukaryotic translation initiation factor 3 complex, eIF3m
Molecular function (GO): translation initiation factor activity
Source: RefSeq, a predicted model, not a curated record